This is a messenger RNA of Columba livia (rock pigeon), 521 nucleotides long. Its product is annotated as histone H2A. The transcript has a single exon. Lineage: Eukaryota; Metazoa; Chordata; Aves; Columbiformes; Columbidae. Gene Ontology annotation, cellular component: chromatin; nucleosome. Bases 69 to 458 code for a protein of 129 amino acids. The record is from RefSeq and is a predicted model, not a curated record. Gene Ontology annotation, molecular function: structural constituent of chromatin; DNA binding; protein heterodimerization activity. Gene Ontology annotation, biological process: heterochromatin formation.
GGCGCGGGUAAUCCGUCUGUUGUUUUUAGCGCAGCAGUGGGUGCCGAGUAGCGAGCGAGUGAGUGAGGAUGUCCGGCCGCGGGAAGCAAGGCGGGAAAGCGCGGGCCAAGGCCAAGUCGCGCUCGUCGCGGGCCGGGCUGCAGUUCCCCGUGGGCCGUGUCCACCGGCUGCUGCGCAAGGGCAACUACGCGGAGCGGGUGGGCGCCGGCGCCCCGGUGUACCUGGCGGCCGUGCUGGAGUACCUGACGGCCGAGAUCCUGGAGCUGGCGGGCAACGCGGCCCGCGACAACAAGAAGACGCGCAUCAUCCCCCGCCACCUGCAGCUGGCCAUCCGCAACGACGAGGAGCUCAACAAGCUGCUGGGCAAGGUGACCAUCGCGCAGGGCGGCGUGCUGCCCAACAUCCAGGCCGUGCUGCUGCCCAAGAAGACCGACAGCCACAAAGCCAAGAGCAAGUAAAAGGGGCCUGGAGAAGCACCCGAGCACAGAAUCAAAACCCAAAGGCUCUUUUCAGAGCCACCC